Molecule: messenger RNA, 987 nt
Organism: Manacus vitellinus (golden-collared manakin)
Lineage: Eukaryota; Metazoa; Chordata; Aves; Passeriformes; Pipridae
Product: class I histocompatibility antigen, F10 alpha chain-like
Exons: 5
Coding region: 223-987 (254 amino acids)
Biological process (GO): immune response
Cellular component (GO): external side of plasma membrane
Source: RefSeq, a predicted model, not a curated record
AGCCCGAGGGUAAGUGGGACCCCCGGAACGGACACCUACUCAGCCUUUAUUCCCGGGCACCGGCACUUCCCUGAACAUCCAUUUCCGGGCACCGGGACCCCCCUGCACCCUCUCCCUCAGCACCGGGACCCCGUGAAUCCCGAUUUCUGGGCACGGGAACCCCCUGAGCCCCCAUUCCCGGAAGGAGACCCCCCUGAACACCGAUUACCGGUUCUCCACUCCAUGCGUUACCUGGAGGUGGCGGUGACGGAGCCCAGCCCGGGGAUCCCUCAGUUCAUGGUGUUGGGAUACGUGGACGGGAUCCCCUUUGAGCGCUACGACAGCGAGCGGGGCCGGGUGGAGCCGCUGACGCCGUGGAUGGCGGCCGGAGCCGAGCCGGAAUAUUGGGAUAGAGAGACCCAGAUCGACAAGGGGAACCAGCUCGUGGCUGCCUACAAACUGGAUGUAGGGCGGGAUCGGUACAACUGGAGUGGGGGUCUCCACACUUGGCAGCGGGUUGCUGGCUGUGACCUCCUGUCCGACGGGAGUGUCCGUGGAUUCUAUCGGUACGGCUACGACGGGCGGGAUUUCAUCUCCUUCGAGCUGGGAUCCGGGAGCUUCGUGGCGGCCGAUGGAGCUGCCCAGAUCACCAAGAGGAAAUGGGAAUCUGAUGGGAUCAUGGCGGAGAGACAGACACAUUACCUGGAGAACACCUGUCCAGAAGCGCUCCGGAGAUUUGUUGGAUUCGGGCGGGAGGUGCUGGAGCGCAAAGAGCCCCCCGAUGUCCAUGUGUCUGGGAAAGUGGAACACGGGAUCCUGACGUUGUCCUGCCACGCGUACGGAUUCUACCCCGGGAUGAUCGGGAUCAACUGGCUGAAGGGGGAUGAACUGCGGGAUCAGGAGACGGAGUGGGGCGGGAUCGUUCCCAACAGCGACGGCACCUUCCACAGCUGGGCCAGGAUCGAGCCCUUCUCCCCCAGCCCUGGAGCAGCUCCCCGGGCCGGCUGA